Molecule: messenger RNA, 4169 nt
Organism: Manis pentadactyla (Chinese pangolin)
Lineage: Eukaryota; Metazoa; Chordata; Mammalia; Pholidota; Manidae
Gene: HMGCR
Product: 3-hydroxy-3-methylglutaryl-CoA reductase
Exons: 20
Coding region: 157-2820 (887 amino acids)
Biological process (GO): sterol biosynthetic process; coenzyme A metabolic process; isoprenoid biosynthetic process
Cellular component (GO): peroxisomal membrane; endoplasmic reticulum membrane
Molecular function (GO): NADP binding; protein binding; hydroxymethylglutaryl-CoA reductase (NADPH) activity
Source: RefSeq, a predicted model, not a curated record
UUUCUUAUUGGCCGCAGGCUCCCCCGGCUCAGAGUGUGCGCAAACCAACGUUCCUUCCGCUCCGCGUCUCCGUUGGCUGGAGACAGGCGGAGCGGCGCCCUCCCGCUUUGGUGGCGUUUAGUGAAGUCGGGAGGACCCAAGGAUUCUGUGGGUACAAUGUUGUCAAGACUUUUCCGAAUGCAUGGCCUCUUUGUGGCCUCCCAUCCCUGGGAAGUUAUAGUGGGGACAGUGACACUGACCAUCUGUAUGAUGUCCAUGAACAUGUUUACUGGUAAUAGUAGGAUCUGUGGUUGGAAUUAUGAGUGUCCAAAGUUUGAAGAGGAUGUUUUGAGCAGUGACAUUAUAAUUCUGACAAUCACACGAUGCAUAGCAAUCCUAUAUAUUUACUUCCAGUUCCAGAAUUUACGUCAACUUGGAUCAAAAUAUAUUUUGGGUAUUGCUGGCCUCUUCACAAUUUUCUCAAGUUUUGUAUUCAGUACAGUUGUCAUUCAUUUUUUAGAUAAAGAAUUGACAGGCUUGAAUGAAGCUUUGCCCUUUUUCCUACUUUUGAUUGACCUUUCCAGAGCAAGUGCACUAGCAAAGUUUGCCCUCAGUUCCAACUCACAGGAUGAAGUGAGGGAAAAUAUUGCUCGUGGAAUGGCAAUUUUAGGUCCCACAUUCACUCUUGAUGCUCUUGUGGAAUGUCUUGUGAUUGGAGUUGGUACCAUGUCAGGGGUGCGUCAGCUUGAAAUUAUGUGCUGCUUUGGAUGCAUGUCAGUUCUUGCCAACUACUUCGUGUUCAUGACUUUCUUUCCAGCUUGUGUGUCCUUAGUUUUAGAGCUUUCUCGGGAAAGCCGAGAGGGUCGUCCAAUUUGGCAGCUCAGCCAUUUUGCCCGAGUUUUAGAAGAAGAAGAAAAUAAACCAAAUCCUGUUACUCAGAGGGUUAAGAUGAUUAUGUCUCUAGGCCUGGUUCUUGUUCAUGCUCACAGUCGUUGGAUAGCUGAUCCUUCUCCACAAAACAGUACAGCUGAAAACUCUAGGGUUUCUUUAGGAUUGGAUGAAAAUGUGUCCAAGAGAAUUGAACCGAGUGUUUCCUUCUGGCAAUUUUAUCUCUCUAAAAUGAUCAGCAUGGAUAUUGAACAAGUUAUUACCCUAAGUCUAGCUCUCCUUCUGGCUGUCAAGUACAUCUUCUUUGAACAAGCCGAGACAGAAUCUACACUAUCAUUAAAAAACCCUAUCACAUCUCCUGUAGUGACCCAAAAGAAAGUCUCAGGUGAUUGUUGUAGACGUGAACCUAUACUGGUCAGAAAUAACCAGAAAUUCCAUGCAAUGGAGGAUGAGAUGAUAAACAGAGAAAGAAAAGUUGAGGUUAUAAAACCCUUAGUGGCAGAAACUGACAGUGCAAGCAGAGCUAUGUUUGUGGUUGGUAACUCCUCCUUACUUGAUACUUCACCGGAACUAGACACACAGGAACGUGAAAUUGAACUUCCCACAGAGCCUCGGUCUAAUGAAGAAUGUCUGCAGAUACUUGGGAAUGCAGAGAAAGGUACAAAAUUCCUUAGUGAUGCUGAGGUCAUCCAAUUAGUCGAUGCUAAGCAUAUUGCAGCUUACAAAUUGGAAACUCUGAUGGAAACCCACGAACGAGGUGUUUCUAUUCGCCGACAGUUACUUUCCAAAAAACUUCCAGAGCCUUCUUCUCUCCAGUAUCUACCUUACAGGGACUAUAAUUACUCCUUGGUAAUGGGAGCUUGUUGUGAGAAUGUUAUUGGAUAUAUGCCCAUUCCUGUUGGAGUGGCAGGACCUCUGUGCUUGGAUGGAAAAGAAUUUCAGGUUCCAAUGGCAACAACAGAAGGUUGUCUUGUGGCCAGCACUAAUAGAGGCUGCAGAGCAAUAGGUCUUGGUGGAGGUGCCAGCAGCCGAAUCCUUGCAGAUGGGAUGACGCGUGGCCCAGUGGUACGUCUUCCCCGUGCUUGUGACUCCGCAGAAGUGAAGGCCUGGCUUGAGACAUCUGAAGGGUUUACCAUCAUAAAGGAGGCAUUUGACAGUACCAGCAGGUUUGCACGACUACAGAAACUUCAUAUGAGUGUGGCUGGACGCAACCUUUAUAUCCGUUUCCAGUCUAGGUCAGGUGAUGCCAUGGGGAUGAACAUGAUUUCGAAGGGUACAGAGAAAGCACUUUUGAAACUUCAUGAAUACUUCCCUGAAAUGCAGAUUCUAGCAGUCAGCGGUAAUUAUUGUACUGACAAGAAACCUGCUGCUGUAAAUUGGAUAGAGGGAAGAGGAAAGUCUGUUGUUUGUGAAGCUGUCAUUCCAGCCAAGGUUGUUAGAGAAGUAUUAAAGACAACUACAGAAGCUAUGAUUGAGGUCAACAUUAACAAGAAUCUGGUGGGCUCUGCCAUGGCCGGAAGUAUUGGCGGGUACAAUGCCCACGCGGCAAACAUUGUAACUGCCAUCUACAUUGCCUGUGGACAGGAUGCGGCACAGAAUGUCAGUAGUUCAAACUGUAUUACCUUAAUAGAAGCAAGUGGUCCCACAAAUGAAGAUCUAUAUAUCAGUUGCACCAUGCCAUCUAUAGAAAUAGGAACUGUGGGUGGUGGGACCAACCUGCUCCCUCAGCAAGCCUGUUUGCAGAUGCUAGGUGUUCAAGGAGCUUGCAAAGACAACCCUGGGGAAAAUGCCCGGCAGCUGGCCAGAAUUGUGUGUGGUACAGUAAUGGCUGGGGAACUGUCCCUUGUGGCAGCUUUGGCAGCAGGACAUCUUGUCAAAAGUCACAUGAUUCACAACAGGUCAAAGAUAAAUUUACAAGACCUCCAAGGAACUUGUACUAAGAAGGCAGCUUGAAUAGCCUGACCUUUCUGAACUGAAACACAAGCAUUAGGUUCUAAAGGACUAACAUAAAAUAUGUGAAUUAAAAAAGCUCAAUGCACAAUGUAUGUUGAGGAUGAAUAGAUGUGGUCUGUGAGACAACUCGUUUUGGCCCUUUCAGAAAGGUCUGUGGGGCUUCUUCAACGCCAAGUCCUCAGGUCUGAGAGCAGUUUAGUGCUUUUCAUGCUGUGCUCUGCAGAGACCUCCAUAUGGAUUUAUACAGCUCACUUCUGAGGAGAAUACAGACUGGAAAGAAGUGUUUUUUCGUGCUGAAAUGUAUGGAGAUGAUGAUCAGUGUGAGAUUUACCCUUUCUGCUCCCCCCUCCCGGUUGAAAUGGAUUUUUAAAUUACAGUGUAGCUGACAAAACUGAUUUCAUAGUUAAUUUAUUAAAUCUGGGUUGUAGAACUCUUAAGAAAUAAGAUUAUUUUUUGUAAAUGAAUACUUCAUUUGGUGCUGGUCUAGUUUAAUUUCUUUUUGGGGUAGCCCAACAUGAUUCUUCAGAAGGGGACCUGCUUUCUUCAAGGGAAGAAUUAUUCUUAUUCCCAAACUACUAGAUAAUAUGCGAAGCAGUGCUAAAUAGUCUCUGUCAAAAAAACAAAUCACUGCAUUUUUCUUUGCAGGCUGUUUGUUCAGAGGCUUCUUGCCCAAAUACAAAGGUUUGUCUAGAUUGGCUCUAUCUUCAGCCUAAGAAAAAGUUCUGUGCUCUUUACUAAAGAUAUGAGAGCUCUAAAUGCUGAGACAAAAAAGACUGUUUGUUUAUCAAGAACAAGUCUGUCACCUCUCAGAAUUCAUAGUGUAGAAAAAACAGAUUUGAAAGAAAAAUAGCAUUUCCUUAAGCCAACUUUAAUUUUUUAAAAGACUUAAAUUUACUUAGCUGGAAAAUCUAGGUAGUUUUUUGUAAAGAACUAUCAAAUCUGUAUAUGUUGUAAUAAAGGCUUCUUAUGCUAGGAGUUUAUUGAAGGUGUUUUAAGAAACAAAUAAAAAUCAACUUGUAUACUGACAAAAACACACUAAGUUUGGGCCAGAGAAGGUAGUGGUCUUUAAUGUUUGUCCAGGAAACCUGGCUUGCUUGUUGAGCCUGGUGAAAGGAGUCUUGGCUUUCAGAGCCAGUAGAGGUGCAACGUGAAUGGCCGUGGAGGAGUACACCUUGUUCCUGUGGCCAGGAGGUUGGUGAGGUUGGUGACUGCAAUGUUCACUCGGGGCUCUUUGAUGGAUCCAUAAAAGCUCUUAAGCUUCCUCAGGGGGUCAGCAGAGUUGUUGAAUCUUAAAUUUUUUUUAAUGUGUAAGUUUUGUAUAAAUAAUAAAGAACUCAUUUUGUAUUACA